Molecule: messenger RNA, 1782 nt
Organism: Eruca vesicaria subsp. sativa (arugula)
Lineage: Eukaryota; Viridiplantae; Streptophyta; Magnoliopsida; Brassicales; Brassicaceae
Source: the annotation of a GenBank genome assembly
AUGGAUUUUAUGGUGUCCACAAGCACUGCACAAGAAGGGUUUAGCUUGAUUCAACAGUUUCACCGCGAGUCUAAGCCAAGUAGUAAGCUUGAUGUUAAGUCUAGAAUCUCUCUUGGGUCACGAAAAAGGAACCAACUUGUUCUCACCUUCGCUUCCUCUAAAGUAGAGAGCUCUGGUCUCAACGGUAGAGCUCAAAAGUUCGAAACUUUAUCCUCUGGGGUUAACAACAGUAACGGUAACGGUCAUUACAGCUCUGCCCACUCAUCUUUCGCCUUGGAAGAUGUCGAGAGUAACAACCAUUUACGUCAGCUAGUUAGAACCGGUGAACUCGAGGAAGGGUUUAAGUUCUUAGAGAACAUGGUUUACCACGGGAACGUCCCCGACAUCAUCCCUUGCACGACUUUGAUUCGUGGGUUCUGUAGGAUGGGGAAGACGAAGAGAGCUGCGAAGAUCUUGGAGAUUCUUGAAGGCUCUGGAGCUGUCCCCGAUGUUAUAACUUAUAAUGUGAUGAUUAGUGGAUACUGUAAAGCAGGGGAGAUUAGUAACGCUUUGAGUGUUCUCGAUAGGAUGAGUGUUUCUCCUGAUGUUGUUACUUACAAUACUAUAUUACGUUCUCUUUGCGAUAGUGGGAAGCUUAAGCAAGCCAUGGAGGUUCUUGAUAGGCAGCUUAAGAGGGAUUGUUAUCCUGAUGUGAUUACUUAUACGAUAUUGAUUGAAGCUACUUGUAAAGAGAGUGGUGUUGGUGAGGCGAUGAAGCUUGUGGAUGAGAUGAGGGAGAGAGGGUGUACUCCUGAUGUUGUGACUUAUAAUGUUCUUGUGAAUGGGAUAUGUAAAGAAGGGAGGUUGGAUGAAGCGAUUAAGUUCUUGAAUGACAUGCCUUCUUAUGGAUGUCAGCCUAAUGUGAUUACGCAUAAUAUUAUUCUGAGGAGUAUGUGUAGCACGGGGAGAUGGAUGGAUGCGGAGAAGCUUCUUGCUGAUAUGCUGCGUAAAGGCUUUUCACCGAGUGUUGUCACUUUCAAUAUUUUGAUUAACUUCUUGUGUAGAAAAGGUUUGCUUGGGAGAGCUAUUGAUGUUUUGGAGAAGAUGCCUAAACAUGGGUGUCAGCCUAACUCUUUGAGUUACAAUCCUUUGCUUCAUGGGUUUUGCAAGGAGAAGAAGAUGGACAGAGCUGUUGAGUAUCUGGAGAGGAUGGUCUCUCGUGGCUGUUACCCUGACAUUGUGACUUACAACACUAUGUUAACAGCUUUGUGUAAAGAUGGGAAAGUUGACGAUGCGGUUGAGAUACUUAACCAGCUUAGUAGCAAGGGAUGUUCACCUGUGCUAAUCACUUAUAAUACUGUUAUUGAUGGGCUUGCGAAAGCUGGGAAGACAGGGAAGGCGAUAAAGCUGCUAGACGAGAUGCGUGCAAAAGAUCUAAGGCCUGAUACUAUCACCUAUUCAUCUCUUGUUGGAGGUUUGAGCAGGGAAGGGAAAGUAGAUGAAGCUAUUAAGUUUUUCCAUGAGUUUGAGAGAAUGGGGGUUAGGCCAAACGCGGUUACGUUUAACUCUAUAAUGCUGGGACUCUGCAAGACUAGGCAGACGGACCGUGCCAUUGAUUUCUUGGUUUAUAUGAUCAACAGAGGGUGUAAACCGACUGAAACAUCGUACACGAUUCUGAUAGAAGGUAUAGCUUAUGAAGGUAUGGCAAAGGAAGCUCUGGAGCUGCUCAAUGAGCUUUGUAACAAGGGACUGGUGAAGAGAAGCUCAGCUGAGCAAGUUGCAGGGAAAUGUAGCAGUAAGUAA